AGGGUUUACUAGGCCUUUCUAGAUUUUGAGUUGAGCGCUCGACGACGAGGCAGAGGCAUGGUGGCGGAGCCGCUGGUGCACAAGGUGCUCUCCAUGGAGACGUCGUCCUCCUCCAAGACGGUGCGGCCCGGCGGCGAGCGCCAAGGGCGGCGCCGAGGCGGCGGCCGCUGGCGACGGCAGGGUGGGCAUCCUGUCCUUCGAGGUAGUUGAUAGUACGUAGCAGCAGUAGCAGGUAGUUGAUUAGACUUCACUAAUUGCAAUCAGAUGCAUCAUUUAACAUAGCAGGAAUUAUAAAAGAUAAUUUUGUUCUUGUAAUAUCUAUGUAACAUACUCAAUUGGUUGCCUGGAAGCUGGACUUGCACUGUGUCCCUUUGAUGUUUUGCUCUCCUCUACACUUUUUUUUCUUGAAUCGUUUAUAGGGUUGAUUAUUAUUAGGUCAAAGUCAACAGAUGGAAAAUGUGGAGCAUGAUUGCAAGAGUUGAUAGAUAGUCAGUGUCUUGUCAAUAUCCUUCUCAAGUGGAAGACCUGGAUGCCAAUCAGUGCAUUGAGCUUAGUACGCCAUGUUGACCGACGACUAGAAAAUUUGCUUCAUAGUCCUAUCAUGGAACUUUCAAAACUGGUAGCUCUGAAUGUUCAUGAUGUUGGAGAUAUCUGCACGAACAAUUUUCCCCCAUGGCACUCCCCACCACACAAUCCCUUCCCACCCCCAAGACAGUGAUUGCAGGAAAUAUUUCACUUGUUUGGGAGAAUUCAGAGAGCCUAGUUUGAUAAUCGGAGUUAAGCAGAUAGCCAUGUUUGGGAAAAUAAGCUUCUGGAGGAAUUGCAUGCUUGUUGAUUUGCUGAUUCUGUCUGUAUUAGCAACAAGAUGUUUGUCAGAUCUGACAGCAAGAACAGACAUCAUCUUUCAGAAUCAGUCAAUUUCAGAUGGGCAGACCCUAGUGUCCAUGGGAAAAGAAUUUGUGCUUGGUUUCUUCAGCCCUGGAGCUUCGAGCAACCGGUAUGUUGGUAUAUGGCACAACGAUGUUUCAGAAAGAAGAGCUGUCUGGGUUGCUAAUAGGAAUAAUCCAUUCCAAGAUACUUUUGGCAUACUUAAGUUUGAUAACAAUAGUAAUCUGAUUGUUUUAGAUGGGAGGGGCAACUCAUUCACAGUGGCUUAUGGGAGAGGAGUGCAAGAUGUGGAGGCUGCAAUACUGGAUAACGGCAAUUUUGUCCUAAGGAGCAUCAGGAAUCAAGCUAAGAUCAUAUGGCAGAGCUUUGACUUUCCUACAGAUACAUGGCUCCCUGAAAUGAACAUUAUACUUGGCAGUAAACUGACAUCAUGGAAGAGCUAUGAUGACCCAGCAGUGGGGGAUUAUUCUUUUGGACUUGACGUAACUAAUGCGCUUCAACUCAUUAUCUUGUGGAAAGGUAAUAAUUAUUGGACCUUUGGACCCUGGAACGCUACAUUGAAAUCUCUGAUUCCAGAGCUAAAAUAUAUUCCUGUCACCCCUGUUUCAUUUCAAUGUGGCAAUCUUACAUGCACAUACACUUCCAAUCCCAGCGACACAAUGGCAAAGAUUGUGUUGGAUCCGAAUGGUUCAUUGAACAUUGCCCAAUUUAGUCCUGGAACUGAGUCAUGGACUCUCUUAUGGCGACAGCCUGCUAGCUGCGAGGUGUCUAACUUAUGUGGUGGUUUUGGUAUAUGCAACAACAAUAUGUUAACCAACGACCCUAUGUCAUCCCUCUGUCGUUGUCCAAAAGGCUUUGCACAACAAGACAUAAUAACAGGAAAUACCUGGAAAGGGUGCACGAGGCAAAUCCAACUGCAGUGUAAUGGGGAUAGGUUUAUGAAUAUGUCUAGUAUGCGACUCCCUGACUCCAGAGUUAAACUUUCUACUAUGGGAGAAAACAAAUGCCAAUUGGAAUGCAUGACAAAUUGCUCCUGUACUGCAUACACUUAUUCUGUAUUGGAUGGUUGCAGCCUAUGGUAUGGCAAUCUAACAAAUAUGCAGGACGGGUAUAACGGGAGUGGAGUAGGAACUCUAUAUCUUCGUGUUGCUGCAUCAGAGUUAGAAUCAUCCAAUAGUUCAGGUCAUAAAUUACUUUGGAUGGCUGGUGUACUUCCUUCAGUUGGAUUUCUUAUUUUUUGUCUAAUUUUGUUUAUUUGGAUCAGGAGAUCAAAAAAUAAAGGGAAAGGAAAACAGGAUGGUCAUCACUCUGUAAUGACUUCGGAUGCUAUCAAACUCUGGGAGGGUGAGGAGACAAGCUCUUAUUUUGCAACGUUUUCCUUUUCACAAAUAAGAAAUGCUACAGACAAAUUUUCAACAGAAAACAUGCUUGGAGAAGGGGGGUUUGGCCCUGUGUACAAGGGCCACUUACCAGAUGGGCGGGAGAUUGCUGUUAAGAGACUAGCAGCAAAUUCAGGGCAAGGGUUACCGGAGUUUAAGAAUGAAGUCCUGCUUAUUGCUAGGCUUCAGCACACAAAUUUGGUCCGGCUGUUAGGUUGUUGCAUUGAAGAGGAAGAGAUGUUAUUAGUGUAUGAGUAUAUGCCGAACAAAAGCUUGGAUUUCUUCUUAUUUGAAAAAUCAAGAAGAGCUUUGCUAGACUGGGAAAUGCGGAUGAACAUAAUUGAAGGGGUUGCACAGGGUCUUAUCUAUCUCCACAAGCAUUCUCGGCUUAGAAUUAUUCAUAGGGACCUGAAAGCAAGCAACAUUUUGUUGGACACUGAUAUGAACCCUAAGAUCUCAGACUUUGGGAUGGCGAGAAUAUUUGAUCCCAAAGGAACACAAGCUAAUACGAAACGAGUUGUCGGAACAUAUGGCUACAUGGCUCCUGAGUAUGCUAUGGCAGGUAAUUUCUCCACUAAGUCCGAUGUAUUUAGCUAUGGAGUCUUGCUUCUGGAGAUUAUCAGUGGAAUGAAAAAUGCUGGAUCUCGAAGACAUGGCAAUUCUGUUAGCCUCCUUGGUUACGCGUGGGAACUAUGGAACGAAGGCAGAUGCCAUGAGCUCAUUGAUAAACCGUUACAUGGUAGAUGUCCUGAGAAUGUAGCGCUAAGAUGCAUUCAUGUCAGCUUGUUGUGUGUUCAGGAGCAAGCUGCGGAUCGGCCCUCCAUGACUGAAGUCAUUUCAAUGAUUACCAAUGGAAGUGCCAUCUUACCAGACCCAAAGCAACCUGGUUUCCUCUCCAUGUUGGUCCCCAAUGAAACUGAUAUCGCUGAAGAAACAUGCUCCCUGAAUGGUCUUUCAGUUACCAUCCUUGACGGAAGAUAGUAAUAAUUCAAAUCUCUGCUGUUCUUUGCUUGAUCAAUGCAUACGUUACCAUUGCAUGAAUUUGCUUGGUAUUUCCCAAUCCCAAGUAAUAUAGCGGGAACUUGAAAUUCA
This is a messenger RNA of Sorghum bicolor (sorghum), 3359 nucleotides long. Its product is annotated as G-type lectin S-receptor-like serine/threonine-protein kinase At4g27290. Gene Ontology annotation, molecular function: ATP binding; protein serine/threonine kinase activity. Bases 630 to 3248 code for a protein of 872 amino acids. The transcript has 8 exons. NCBI's taxonomy places the organism in Eukaryota, Viridiplantae, Streptophyta, Magnoliopsida, Poales, Poaceae. The record is from RefSeq and is a predicted model, not a curated record. Gene Ontology annotation, biological process: protein phosphorylation; recognition of pollen.